AUGAAUAUAUUUGAGAAGAUAUUGGCACUUACCACUCUGGUGAGUACACUCCUGUUAAAUGGAUCACAAUCAGUGGGUUCAAUAUAUAAUUGCUAUGAAAGAGUUGACAGUACAGAAUUUAACCCAGGAAGUACCCUUGGCACGCAUAUGUGUAUAAUGGCAAAUACAAAGAGCUUCUCAGAAGGGAUUUUCAUAGACAUUAAGAAGAGCAUAAAGAAGCACCCAUUAAAUAAUAAUAAAACCGUCCAGGAAUUCUCAUAUAAAGUAUCAAAUGGGUAUAAACUCAGAAAUUUCCUUAGGAAAGAAGAGUCUUCUCCACUAUGCCUUAAACCACAAGGUCCCAGUGAGCAUAAAUUAUACAUGAAAAAUACACAACUAGAACAAUUAUACUGCCAGAUGACAGAGGAAGAUUUAAUUGAUGUUAUUGCAAGCAUUAUCCCAAGAAACCCCAUUAAGCUCUCUAGUGAUGAUAAAGUACUAACACCAGAAAUACCCCUUAUAAUGAACUACUUACCAAAGCAGUACAUAUACAAGGCAUUCCUUCAAAUUGCAGAUACACAUUUAGAAACAGCCAAAUUUUACAAUAUGCUAGAAACCCUUGCUGAUACGUACUGCCUGGCCAAUGUAAUGAAUGAAUCACCUAAAAAUAAAAGGGUCAGGUGUAAUGUGCUUGUUGGUGGAAUGACCAGGGACUUAUUAAGGAACCAUAUGAUUAAUACACUUUCCUGGGUGUACAGCAGAUAUUACCAUUUUUUAUAUUUAUUCUCAAAGAAUCCUCAGAUACUCCAGAAAGAAGAAUUAUUUAAAAUUGCCGUACUGCAAUUAUUCACUGAGUAUGAGCUAAUCCAGAAAAUAGUCACAGAAUUCGAUGAGAUAGACCAAUACUUCAUGGACCUAUUUUAUGAGGACACAAAUGGACAAAGCACUUCAAAGCACACUAUAAAUGAAACCAUCAAUAGUCCAAGUAAUACUGGCACUAAUGGUAAUACUGGUAAUACUGGUAAUGCUAAUGGUAAUGGUGGUGCUAAUGGUACUAAUGGUAAUGGUGGUACUGGUAAUACUAAUCCUGGUAAUACUAAUACUGGCACUAAUGGUAAUGGUGGUAAUGGUAAUACUAAUACUGGCACUAAUGGUAAUACUGGCACUACUAAUACUAACCCUACUAAUCCUACUAACCCUGGUCCUACUGGUCCUACUAAUCCUGGUAAUACUGGCACUGGUGUGGUAGGUUCAAUUAUUAAUAAUAUCCAGGAUAAUUCAGAAACUGAAAUAAUUUCAAAUCAAAUACGGCCAUUAAAUGGAAAAUUACUUAAUAUAAAAAUACCAAUAACCCGAACUAACCCGAAUAUAACGAAUACUUCUACAGAGUAUACGAUCCCACAACUAUUCAUAAGUAAAUCAGCACAGGAAGUAGAACAAGCAUAUAAAACAGCCAGAAAUAACCCAGAGGAGUACAUUAAUGAUGUACUUAAGAAUAUUAAAGGUAUAAUUAAUGAACUAAAAAGGACCCUUGGCACGAGCACAACCACCAUCCUAAUCCCAUCAGAAGUUGCUGAUAGUUCUACUUAUGUGGUCAGCAACAGUAUUAUUGAUAUACGGCAGGCACUGUUCAAGAAGAAACUAGAAUAUCAGAACUUAUACAUUUCUUAUAAUAAUUUAGCGCAUGAACUCUGUGCGCGUAAGAAUAUUUGCAUGCCAUAAAAAUAACGGAU
Nematocida parisii ERTm1 is the source of this 1712-nucleotide messenger RNA. RefSeq lists its product as uncharacterized. NCBI's taxonomy places the organism in Eukaryota, Fungi, Microsporidia. The transcript has a single exon. The record is from RefSeq and is a predicted model, not a curated record. Bases 1 to 1701 code for a protein of 566 amino acids.